AGGAGUCCUGUCCACACAGCACAGCAUGCUUCUACCAGCAGCUUCUAUGGAGGAUCUCUCUGUGAGGUAUUUUCAAGGAGAAGCUAUGCAGAAAAAUAACUCAUCCUACCCAGCAAUGUUUACCCUUUCUGGAUUAAAUGACUCAAGCACAAAUAAAUAUAUCUAUUUUUCUUUGAGUCUCAUAGCUUAUCUAUUUGUCAUUUGUGUUAAUGUAACUCUAAUUUUAAUAAUAGCUCUUGAAAAGACACUUCAUGAGCCCAUGUAUUUCUUCCUCUGUAAUCUGAGUGUUAAUGCACUGUAUGGAACUGGUGGUUUUUAUCCUAAACUACUAUCUGAUUUUCUUUCUGAUAUGCAUGUCAUCUCGUAUUCUGGAUGCCUACUUCAAAGAUUUGUCCUCCACAGUUUUGGUGUGUGUGAAUUAACACAUUUAACAGUGAUGGCAUAUGAUAGGUAUGUGGCAAUAUGCAGACCUCUGGAGUACCAUGCUAUCAUGACUCCUUUAAUGACUGGUAAAUUAAUACUGUUUUCUUGGAUUUUUCCAUUCUGUUCUGCAUGUAUUGGUACUCUAUUGACUUUCAGGUUGCCCUUAUGUGGCUCUCACAUUGAAAAAAUAUUUUGUGAUAACUGGUCAAUUGUGAAAUUAUCUUGUGUAGGGACUAUUGUUAACAAUGUAUAUGGAUAUGUUAUAAUAUGUAUAUUCUUUGUACAUUUCCUUUUUAUUUUAUUUUCCUACAUGAAAAUACUAAGAACGUGCCGGACUUCUACUAUCGCAAUGAAUAAAUGUAUGCAGACCUGUUUGCCACAUUUGUUGACGGUAAUCAACUACAGUGUUGCUGUGCUUUUUGAUAUAAUGUACACUAGAUACGGUUCAAGUGAUAUGCCACAGGCUUUACGCAAUCUCCUGUCAGUGGAAUUUCUAAUCGUCCCUCCUAUUUUCAAUCCUGUCAUUUAUGGUUUAAACCUUCAAAAGAUCCGGAACAAAGUCACAAGAAUGUGCAGCAGAAACAAAGUAAUUCACACUUAAUAGAUUCCAGAUGUAGUUGCUAGAAAUCAAAACUUCAAAUUGGAUAUUGCUUUCUAUAAUUAAUAAUAGAGCAAAAUGUGCUUAUGCAUAGAGGAUUAUUCCAUUUGUAAUUGACUCAAGAAAGUAACAGAAUCAGGUGAGUUAAAUGGACCCGAUGCACUGACUCAACCUCAUUGUAAACCUCUUCCUGAACCCUUCUUGGUUUUGUUAAUAUGAGCUGAUAUGUUUAUUUAUUAAGGGUCACUAAUUGCUAUGGGUAGCUUCACAUUUUAUAUAGAACAUUUUUUCAAAGGAAUCAAAUGUACUGCAUGCAUAAUGUAAUGUACUUUAAACUGAAAUAGUUUCUAUCCAUGUUAAACACAAGCUCAUUACACAUGCACAAAGCAGCAUGAAGCAAAUACAUUGCUGAUCUUGUAGUUAACAGUAAUUCCAGUCAGGCGUUCAAAGCAGAUUCAUGCACAGGUUAAUAUGCAUGUUUUAUAAUCUCAGAAACAAUAAAGAGAUGUAUUAAAUAAGCCAUAAGUCAUGACAUGAUUUACAUGUGUGUAUAUAAUGUUAACACUA
This is a messenger RNA of Polyodon spathula (Mississippi paddlefish), 1588 nucleotides long. RefSeq names its product olfactory receptor 6N1-like. Gene Ontology annotation, biological process: G protein-coupled receptor signaling pathway. Lineage: Eukaryota; Metazoa; Chordata; Actinopteri; Acipenseriformes; Polyodontidae. Gene Ontology annotation, cellular component: membrane. Gene Ontology annotation, molecular function: G protein-coupled receptor activity; olfactory receptor activity. Bases 26 to 1024 code for a protein of 332 amino acids. The transcript is spliced from 2 exons. The record is from RefSeq and is a predicted model, not a curated record.